Molecule: messenger RNA, 350 nt
Organism: Acaulospora morrowiae
Lineage: Eukaryota; Fungi; Glomeromycota; Glomeromycetes; Diversisporales; Acaulosporaceae
Source: the annotation of a GenBank genome assembly
AUGCCGGCAGCCAACGAUUCCACACCAAUGAAACAUCCUAGAAAAGUUGAUGACGCAGAGACCGAAUACCUCGCACGAAUCUGGAGUCCAGAAAUAUCAUGUGAUGUGGAGACAGAAAUUGUGGAAGACAAUAAUAAGUUAAUGAAAGUAAAACUGGCGAAAGAACAGCAACCAACCAACAGUAGUACCAAUAUAGCCGGCGAAACUCAACCAUCUGAUACUCCACCACCAGUAAUGGCAAACUGUAAUGCUAAAUCUAAAAAGUCAAAAAUGAAAGAAUCACCUAGCGCAUCUCAGAAUUCGGCAACGGAUAUACAACUAGUCAUGAAGAUAGAAUGUAUUAUGGUGUG